Messenger RNA from Closterium sp. Naga37s-1, 4707 nucleotides. The record is from the annotation of a GenBank genome assembly. Lineage: Eukaryota; Viridiplantae; Streptophyta; Zygnematophyceae; Desmidiales; Closteriaceae.
AUGCCUUCGCGACCCCAGCCCGUCGCCUUCGCUCCGCCCGUCGCCCUCGCUUUCCACGCCUGUCGCCUUCACUUCCCCUCCCCCGUCGCCUUCACUUCCCCUCCCCCGUCGCCUUCACUUCCCCUCCCCCGUCGCCUUCACUUCAACUCCCCCGUCGCCUUUACUUCCCCUCCCCCGUCGCAUUUCCCGCCCGUCGCCUUCGCUACUCCCGCCCGGCGCCUUCCCUUCCCCUGCCCCUCGCUCUCGCUUCCCCCGCCUGUCGCACUCGCUUCCCCCGCCCGUCGCACUCGCUUCCCCCGCCCGUCGCUCUCGCUUCCCCCGCUCGUCGCACUCCCCGCCAGUCGCACUCGCUUCUCCGCCAGUCGCACUCGCUUCCCGCCCGUCGCACUCGCUUCCCCCGCUCGUCGCACUCCCCGCCCGUCGCACUCGCUUCCCCCGCCCGUCGCUCUCGCUUCCCCCGCUCGUCGCACUCGCUUCCCCGCCAGUCGCACUCGCUUCCCGCCCGUUGGGCUCACUACCCCUCCCAUUGCCGUUCACUCUCUCCUGCUCAGGCUCUACCCUCUCUUCUUACGUGCAUGUGAAACCCGUUCUUCCAAACUACGCAAUCCUUCAUGCAAUGAACUCUGCUCCGCGUCCUCCAUGGAUCAAGUCAUCACCGCCUCUCGGACAUCCCUCACUCCCUGCGACCGCGGGAUUUUGGAUGUUUCGCCGUCCGCGCGUGCCUCGGCGCGGAGUCACUCCCGGGAAGCGUCGGAUGACCGUAGGGUGUCGAAACGGCCGCGCGCGGACAGCGAGCGGGAUGACAGCGGCAGCUGUGCCGGGGAUUUCCUUUCAACCCAUCUGGUUCCCGCUAACCAUCAGGCUUUACUAGGGCGGAGUGAGUCUGCGGGUAGUAGCAUGGAUUCGCAACGCAGCAGCGUGAGGGUCGGCGUUAGAACGGGCGACAACGAGCGAUUAAGGUGCUCCAGCGAGCCUGCGACUCCGGACGGCGCGCGGCAACGAGAAGCGGUGCAGGCAGCGAGUCAGUCGGAGGGUGAACAGCCCGUGGGAGGCGCGGAGGCAGCGGCAGUCGUCAAGGGGUAUGCGACAACACCGCGCGGCCAGGUUCACUACCGCAGGUGCGGGUCGGGCCAUCCGGUGGUGCUGUUGCACGACGCUGGACGUUCGUCUGCCAUGUGGGCGCCUGUGCUGCCGCUGCUGGCGGCGCGCGGGUGUUGCGCGCUGGCCGUGGAUCUGCCGGGGUGCGGCGAGACGACGGCGGCUUGUCGCGACUACAGCAUGCUGGAGAUGGGCGCCAUCGCCGUCGCCGCCGCCAUCAACGUCGGCUUCACUCAACGCUUCGACCUUGUGGGCCAUGGAUUCGGAGCGAGCUUGGCGCUGCAGAUGGCGGCCGUGUUCCCCGCGAGGGUGAGGCGGGUGGGGCUGUGGGGCGUCAUGCCGCAGGACGAGCGCUCCAAGCACCUCGCAGCUGCCGUGCAGGCAAUAAGCGCGGGGGAUGGGGAUGGCGAUGGUGCAGCGGCUGCUGCUCCUCAGAGCGUGGUGGCGGUGGCAGUGCAGCAGAUGCUGAUGCGCAGUACAGCCCACCAUGUGCCUCUUCAUCAACUCGUUGAAGAGGUGAUGGAGUGCCUUCAGUCACUGCCCACGCGCCACUUGCUCGCCAAGGCGCAUGCAGCAGUGGACCACGGGGAUCUGCUGGACAAGGUGCAACAGCCCGUGCUGUGCCUGGCGGGCUGUGACGACCCAUUCCAGUUUGAGACAAUGAUGGCAGCGUCAAGGAUGGGCAAGGGAAAGUCAGUCGCCUCCCCUUCUUCGCCUCGCUCCGCUCACUUCAUCCCUCGUUCAGCUAUGGCUGCCGCCACCUUGUCCUCUGCCCUGCGACUGACCGGUGCCGCGUGUGCCGCGCGUAUCUCGCGCUCCUCCGCCCUCCACACAGCCGCUGCCUCCUUCAAGCAGGGUACCCCAGCCGUCGGAUUCUCCGGCGCUCGCCUCCGCGACGUCCGACGCUCUGCGACGCCUGCUCACGGUCAGACGACUCGGCGACACAUGGCGACCGUUGCGACGAUCAAGGUCGGCGACAAGCUGCCCGACGGCAGCCUCUCCUACUUCGACGCUGAGGGCGCGCUUCAGACCAUCACUAUCGAGUCACUCACCAAGGGCAAGAAGGUGGUGCUGUUCGCGGUGCCGGGCGCGUUCACGCCCACGUGUUCGCAGAAGCACCUGCCGGGGUUCAUCGCCAAGGCGGACGAGCUGCGCGCCAAGGGCGUCGACACCAUCGCCUGCGUCUCCGUCAACGACCCCUUUGUCAUGCGCGCCUGGGGCGAAUCCGUCAACGCCGCCGGCAAGGUGCUGCUGCUCGCGGACGGCAGCGGCGUGUACACGGCGGCGCUGGGCGCGAGCCUGGAUCUGGCGGACAAGGGGCUGGGCGUGCGGUCGCGGCGGUACGCGCUCCUGGCGGACGACGGCGUCGUGACCGUGCUCAACCUGGAGGAGGGCGGCGCGUUCACCAACAGCAGCGCCGAAGACAUUCUCAAGGCGCUGUUGGAGAUUCGGUUUGACGUCAGGUUGGAGAUUCGGUUUGACGUCAGGUUGGAGAUCAGGUUAGACGUCAGGUUGGAGAUCAGGUUUGAUGUCAGGUUGGAGAUCAGGUUUGACGUCAGGUUGGAGAUCAGGUUUGACGUCAGGUUGGAGAUCAGGACUGACGUCAGGUUGGAGAUCAGAUUUGACGUCAGGUUGGAGAUCAGGUUUGACGUCAGGUUGGAGAUCCGGUUUGACGUCAGGUUGGAGAUCAGGUUUGACGUCAGGUUGGAGAUCAGGUUUGACGACAGGUUGGAGAUCGGGUUUGACGUCAGGCUGGAAAUCAGGUUUGACAUCAGGUUAAAGCUCAGGUUUGACGUCAGGUUGGAGAUCAGGUUUGACGUCAGGUUGGAGAUCAGGUUUGACGUCAGGUUGGAGAUCAGGUUGGAGAUCAGGUUUGACUUCAGGUUGGAGAUCGGGUUUGACGUCGGGUUGGAGAUCAGGUUUGACGUCAGGUUGGAGAUCAAGUUUGACGUCAGGUUGGAGAUCAGGUUUGACGUCAGGUUGGAGAUCAGGUUUGACGUCAGGUUGGAGAUCAGGUUUGACGUCGGGUUGGAGAUCGGGUUUGACUUCAGGUUGGAGAUCAGGUUUGACGUCAGGUUGGGGAUCAGGUUUGACGUCAGGUUGGAGAUCAGGACUGACGUCAGGUUGGAGAUCAGAUUUGACGUCAGGUUGGAGAUCAGGUUUGACGUCAGGUUGGAGAUCAGGUUUGACAUCAGGUUGGCGAUCCGGUUUGACGUCAGGUUGGAGAUCCGGUUUGACGUCAGGUUGGAGAUCAGGUUUGACGUCAGGUUGGAGAUCAGGUUUGACGACAGGUUGGAGAUCGGGUUUGACGUCAGGCUGGAGAUCAGGUUUGACAUCAGGUUAAAGAUCAGGUUUGACGUCAGGUUGGAGAUCAGGUUUGACGUCAGGUUGGAGAUCAGGUUGGAGUUCAGGUUUGACAUCAGGUUGGAGAUCAGGUUUGACAUCAGGUUGGAGAUCAGGUUUGACGUCAGGUUGGAGAUCAGGUUUGACAUCAGGUUGGAGAUCAGGUUUGACGUCAGGUUGGAGAUCAGGUUUGACAUCAGGUUGGAGAUCAGGUUUGACGUCAGGUUGGAGAUCAGGUUUGACAUCAGGUUGGAGAUCAGGUUUGACAUCGGGUUGGAGAUCCGGUUUGACGUCAGGUUGGAGAUCCGGUUUGACGUCAGGUUGGAGAUCAGGUUUGACGUCAGGUUGGAGAUCAGGUUUGACAUCAGGUCGGAGAUCAGGUUUGACGUCAGGUUGGAGAUCAGGUUUGACGUCAGGUUGGAGAUCAGGUCUGACGUCAGGUUGGAGAUCAGGUUUGACGUAAGGUUGGAGAUCAGGUUUGACGUCAGGUUAAAGAUCGGGUUUGACGUCAGGUUGGAGAUCAGGUUUGACGUCAGGUUGGAGAUCAGGUUUGACGUCAGGUUAAAGAUCGGGUUGGACAUCAGGUUGGAGAUCAGGUUUGACGUCAGGUUGGAGAUCAGGUUUGACGUCAGGUUGGAGAUCAGGUUUGACGUCAGGUUAAAGAUCGGGUUUGACAUCAGGUUGGGGAUCAGGUUUGACGUCAGGUUGGAGAUCAGGUUUGACGUCAGGUUGGAGAUCGGGUUUGACGUCAGGCUGGAGAUCAGGUUUGACGUCAGGUUGGAGAUCAGGUUUGACGUCAGGUUGGAGAUCGGGUUUGACAUCAGGUUGGAGAUCAGGUUUGACGUCAGGUUAAAGAUCAGGUUUGACGUCAGGUUGGAGAUCAGGUUUGACGUCAGGUUGGAGAUUAGGUUUGACGUCAGGCUGGAGAUCAGGUUUGACGUCAGGUUGGAGAUUAGGUUUGACGUCAGGCUGGAAAUUAGGUUUGACAAGGCCGUGCAGCGCCGUGAAGAUGCCCAGCAGGCAGAAGAGAGGGAGAGAGGGCAUGGAGGGCAGGGAGGGGCAUGGAGGGCAGGGAAGGCAGGGAGGGCAGGGAGGGGCAUGGAGGGCAGGGAGGGGCAUGGAGGGAAUGGAAGGCAGGGAGAGCACGCACUGCGGUUGUUGACGACGAGGGCGUGCAGCGCAGUGAAGAUGCCCAGCAGGCGCGGGUCAAACCGCCCGCCGAACCACGCGGACAGGGGGCUGCCGGGUGCCAUGCGGUACUCAUAG